CUAAGUCGACAUUGAAUUCUGGAAUCAACGUGGAUUUUGACUACUAGUUUCGUUUCCAUUAUGUCUUUGAAUCGAACACAAUCAAAAUCGCCAACGUCGAAUAUUAAAUUCGCAUCUCGGACCAAUAUGAUGAAUGCAUCUCAAAAAGUGACGCCAUUAGCUGAAAACUAUGCUGGGGUCCCGGACAAAUUUAGUCACUACCAACAUCAAGUCCAGAAUACGAUAUCUGAGAUGGCCAUUGAAAAGCUUCAGCACACUGUAGCAGAAAAUGCUCUUAAGAGUCAGUUCCAGAUAAAACAACAACUGAGAGAUCAGAACCAUCAAUCUACGAAGUAUGCGAUGCCGCACCUGACAGAAUCUCAGUCGCAAUCGCCAUCCCGACCUCAGUCCCACUCCCACUCGCACUCGCAUUCCCAAUCUGAGGGACAGGACCAGAGCCAGCUACUGCAAAAGCAACAGUGCAGCAAGUCGCCGCUAAGCCUGGGGGCAUCUCAAUCUCACCCCACUGGAAUUGGCAGCAUGCUGUCAAUUAGAAGUGAGCAGCAGCUGUGUCAGAUAUAUAACUCGCAGCAACACUCGGAUUAUAUAAUCUCCGAUUAUAUGGAUAAAAUUUCAACGCGCAUUAGUUUGCUCGAGACAGAGUUGAAGUUCGCGUGGCGGGCAUUGGAUUUACUUUCUACAGAAUAUGGCAAAAUUUGGAUUCGUUUGGAGAAGCUUGAAAACAUAUCAGUAGAACAUCAGUCGGUGGUUAGUAAUUUGAUGGGUUUGAUCAGAGCCGCAAAGCAACAACAGCUUCAGCAUCAGGAGGACAUGGAAGGGCCAGAAACGUUUCUCGCAGAUGAGCAGUUGCUUUCACUGCCAUUGGAAAUGGACGAAAAUGUCAAUAUUGAAAUGGAAAUGAGAGCGCUGCCUUCUAACCAUGACUAUGACAAAAUGAUCAGCUUGGAUGCACUUCAUCCUACAGCUUUGAUAGGACAUCGUGACUCGAAUAUAUUUAUGAAUGCAGCUUGCGCAUUAGAACACAAUCAAGAUGAACUUUUUCUUAGCUACGACAGUGGACCAUUGGAUGACCAAAAUCUGGAUAUCGAACAAAUGGCAAUCAAUUUCGUGAAAACCGACAGAGCCGCAAACGUUUGGCUAUCGGAUGUUGACAUUCACCGCAAAAAACCCCGAAAGAAACUUUAUUCUGAUUCGGAUUUAAUACUUUAUGAGCAACAGCAAACACUAGCAAACAACGCACGUGCAGAAUUACUACAAGAAUUUCUCAAUGGACAACGUGUUUUAACUGAGGUUGCAUCGGCCUCAUCAUCAGCAGUAUUAUCCACUCCGAACAGCUUUCUCAAUUUACCACAAAUGGUUAAUACGGAGGGGCCCCAAAAGACCCAUUCAUAUAGCCAAAGAGUUCAGGAAGGCGAACCCAUCAGACAGACCACCAAUGUUUCCAACGAACUCGAUGAUCUUAUAGAGGAAGUUGAGUUUUUUCGGUUGGCAGCCUCUAAAACAGGGGAAGGGGGAAACCAAGUCCUACCUAUUGAGGAUACUGGAGGAACACAGAUUCUGCUAACAACAGCUAACAAUGAAAUGAAUGAAACCUUUUAUAAAACACUCAAUGAAGCAUAUCGCGACAAUGACUUGAGUUCAGAGAUUUCCAAGAUGGACUCAUUAUUACAAAAUUCCGAGGCUCACGAGCACUCAACAUCUUCCUUAAUGAUGAUCAACGAUGGUAAGAAGGACGUUGUCACAGGCACCAUUAAAGCCGCAAUAAAGGAAGCGACAACUGACUCCAAUACUCAAUCAACCAUUCAUAUUAAUAGAGACUCGAGGAAGCAUCGGAAAAAGAAGCAUCAUAAGAAUGAAAUGGAAAUGAUAAAUAAUUUAAAGUGCAUUCUUGCGCAGUCCCAAUCAACAAGAAGUAUCCAUACCACCUUUUCGACUAAAUUCGACAAAAUCUGUGCAUUGAACGAUACAGUUAGAGAGGAGUCGGAUAAGAAUACAACUCAAAGUGCAAGUGACAAUCGGCGUGAGACAAACAGCUUUGGCUGCUUCUUUGAGGACAAUGUAACUAUUUUAGACAGCAUAACUGAGACCUUGAUAGGGGAAAUCAAUAAAAUUUCUGAUCUUCAGUCACUAAGUGCUUUACAAAUCGGUCAAAUACGGCAGACUAUUUGGGCAGAGGAAACUUUUUUCCAAAGGCUUAACCACGUCGAUAAGAAGUUGACUCUACUGCUACUCAACCCCGUCACCUUGGCUGAGGAGAUGCGACGCCUUCGCAUCACUGAUGCCGAUAAAAAGUUUAUUCUUGUAAUGAAGAAAUUCAAUAAAAAUAUUGACACACUCAAAAAACUAGUUGGCAACUCAUUGGACGAUGAAAAGGACAAGGUAGAUAAAAUUUCAACAUCGUCCAUUCAAGAUCUCACAGCGAAACUAAAUGUGGGCAAUGUUAGUGCACAGCUGCUCCGAAAUAAUUCUGAUCUUGACGAACAACUUAAGCUUUUGGAGACGCAAGAGAUUGAAAUUAAUCGAAAGAAAAAAAUAGUUAAAAUAGUUCAGAGUCAUGGAGCGGAAGUGGAAAAGGACCAUAUCGACAAGCACUUACAGCAUAACAGCAAUUGGGAUUUAAGUGUUGCUCAUGGAGAAAAUGAGAAUUUGUCCAAUUCAUCGAGAAAUAUUUACAAUCAGGAUGAGUACAUCCAGUCCUUAAAGAAAAGCCUGGAACGUCACAAUAGUAUGCUGUUUCUACUUCAUUUGCAAAAUCCUGAUAAACAUAAGGUUACGGCUGAGUUUACCGAUAUAUUAACGGACCAAAGUCGAUCGAGUCCCAGUCCUCCACCACCAGCACCGAACGAUAGUCUGGGGAUCCAUGCGUCGGUGACAGAGAAUACAUUUCGAGGAGGAAUUGAAGCCCAUCAACAGAAACAGGCCAAAUCCGAUUCAGGGCUAUCUUCGAUGAGCGGCUGGUCGCCGAAUUCCCCAGUAACCGUUGGCAUCCAGAACUGUAAUCUGUUUGCUAACAAAAGUAGUGAAAGAAGUUCGGAAACUUUCCAGUUAACAUAUCCUAUAAAGGCCUCAGCAACAGAUUCCAAUUUUAAUAGCACUGACGACAAUUUAAGCCCAAAACAAUGUGAUUAUAAAUUUUCCGAAGAGAACUUGAAUUAUAUUCACGAGCUUUCAAAAAAUAUUCCGAUUUGCUCUGCAUAUGAAAACCAAUCCAUAUUCAAUAUUAAUGAGGCUGCUAAACAAGUCGGAAAAUUUUCCACUGUUGAUGAAAUGCUAGAAUGGGACCAAAAAAAUCAACGGGAUGAACAGGAAGUUUCUACGCAACAAUUACUUAAUAAUGACCGUAUGCCGGACCUGUUAACUAACCAAACUCCGAGUACUACGCCCAAGUCAACCUUCAGGAAGAAUUCAAGAACGGACUCCGAAAUAAACAGUAGUAUAAAUGGGAAUGGAUCUAAGUAUAGUUUUGAAAGAAAUGGUACAGAUCGUGUGGAAAUGCAAGAACAAUCCCGCAAGCCACACUUGACAGAUAGACUUGUCUACUAUCCAUCCUCGAACAGUAUCACCGACUACAACAGCAGCAACAAUUUAGACUACUUAGGACAUCAGCAGCAAGACCAAUCACAAUAUAUGACGCAGCAUAGAGCUACCAAUUUUCCCCUUCCCAAGCUUCAAUCCUCUUCAGUUACAGUUCCUGCUCCUGUUCCAGCAGUUGAUUAUACUGUCAGUCAGCGUGCUUUAGCGCAGAUUAAUGGUGCGAAACGGUUCGAAUGUGAGGAAAUCUCGGCAGUCCCACCUGUCACCAUAAAGUCACCGAGGGUAUGGCAUAAAUUAAAUACAUUUUUGCCAGAAAAUCUAAAGUUCAAGCGCUCAGCUAAGUACAAUCGAUCACAGUCAUUACCCGGUGAUGUACAAAGUCAAGGCAAUCAGAGACAAGCCCGUGGCCAGGCAGGCUCGUAUCCGUUAAUUUCAUAUAAGCGUCCUAUUGGAAACGGAAGUCACAGACAGCUAUCCAAACGUUUACAGAAGCUCCCGAUGCGUCUUAUGCAAAAAGCGGCGGCUACGCACUCUGUGCGUUUGUCAGACUCCGACUCAGCUGAAGGUGCAGCUGACGCUAGUACUGGAGCACCGAAGAAGCGCUCAUUUUCAUCUAAGAUGAACAAUUUAAUGCAAAAAGCAAAGACUUAUAAACGGAACAGCAGUGUCCUGCGCCGCGGCUCUAAUAUGUCAGAUACCGAACUAGAUGUGCCAGGCUUUACUUCAUCGGAUAACGAGGAUUGUUCUUUAUAUGAGUGUCAAAUGAAUCAACAAGAUAUAUCUAAGGGGAUUGGGGUUAAUCCGAGAACAAAUCAAACUGAAUGCCAUAAAGAUUUUGAUGAUGAUUUUGAUGUGCCACCCCAACACUCUGGCAUCUAUGAUGUUGGCCUCGGAAUUGAAAUUGAUAGUCCCAAUCUGUUCGCUGUCGUUGGGAACCUCAAAAAGUUACAGCUUACACCAACGGAGGCCACCCCAUCCACGUCGUCUAAGCUUUUAGAACGUGACAAAAUGCGUAAUAAUGUGGAAAUAUUUAUAAAGAUGCCAGAGAUUCUCUUGGAAACCAGUGAGAUGCCAAUAUGCACUUCAACAGACAAAUAUUCAACAGCUCAGCCACAGGCAAGCCUUCAGAAAAUAAGCUCAAUCUAUAUUGAUGAUGAGAUCUACGACGUUUCUCCCUUUAUCGAAGUAUCCGAUAAUACUGAAACAAAUGUCCCAACCUCGAAAAUGGCCAAAAUCGAAACUACACUAGCUUCUACAGCAGGCACGCCUACCAAAACCACAGCGACUAACAGCCGAGGUGGGGGAGUCUGGGUUGCACAGCAAUCCUUGGACAUUCCAAGCAAUCUAGGUUAUGGGUCACGAGAAGAUGACGACUGUCGUAGUCAGCAUUCCGGUCGCACACUCUCGUCUUCUCGUCGCCAAAGCACCGAAGAUAGCAUCGACACAGACGAUGAAUACUUUUGCUAUGAGCUUCGCCAGCUCGAGCAACUGGAGCAUCAACGAACAGCGCAUGCUGAUAACAUAACCAGCAAGCAAAGUGCCGACAAUCAAGUGGUUUUCUCGCAGAUUGGACAGCUGUUGGAUAGCGAAGUGCCCGGGGAACAUUUUGACUUUGCAGAAGCGGAGGUAUCCCAUAUUUAUUCACCAGAUGAAAGUGUAAAGCUGCGGAUGUCUAAAGUAUUAGAUGAACUGAAGUACUCAGUUAAAUUAGAGCCAGAAAUUAAUUAUGGCAGUUAUUUGAAUACAGCAGCCAACACAGGGGAAGCAUUAACAAAGUCAAAACCAGUACGGGACAGGUUCGAAAUUGUCUGUGACAUGCACAGCGCUUGGCAGGAUGUCAACGGUGAUUUUCAGCAAGCAACAUCUGAUAUGGAAUCUCAAGAGGAUACCGAGAUGGCUGCUAAGGAAGGGGAAGUGGCAACUUUGCUUCGUGAAAAAGAAAAAACACAGCAAUUGAAGCGAUUAAAGAAGCGGAAACGUGUCCCAAAAACAAAUAAACAUGAUAAUAAGGCCAACACAAGUUCAUCCUCUGCUUCCGAAAAUGAGUCCGAGCAGAAUCAACGAUAUAUCACUGACGCGGUAUCAGUAUCAGACAAACAUAUUUCCCUAGAAAUAUUUCAAGGAUCAUCGGCAUCUAGCGCGACAUCAGGGCCCGAUACGCCAGCAGAGUUGAGUGAUGACAUGGAAAAGGACUUGAUCAUUGAAGGAGAGAGUCAUAACAGAAGCAGUGGUAUGUCUGGAAAGGGUGUAUUUACAAUAGAACACCGACAAUCGGGGGACAUGUUCAAUACUAUGUCCCCAAAUGAACAUGACCCAGUGUCAGUAACCACAACCAUACUUGCUCAACCAAUUGAUCAAUGCAACAAAGAGACAUCGUCUCCUCAGAGUGAUCGGGGAUCAUUUUCGUCUCAGCCGCGCCCAAUGAAGUUAAUAAGUCAAGAAUCAAGUGUCGAGGGAUCCCAGGUGAUAGGCAGUAAUGGCGCCACGGCAGGUCUUGGCAGCAGUAAGUGGAAGUUGCUUAAAACUUUAAAGGAGCGUAAGAUCGAGGAGAAAAACAAUCAGGACAAAAUUAAAGAAGAAGAAAUGACCAAAGACCGGGAGAAGAAUGGUGGUGGAACUGGAGAUGUUGGAAUACGUGCCAAUGGACAUCCCGGCGAUAACCCUUUCUAUAGCAAUAUCGACAGUAUGCCAGAUAUACGGCCCCGUCGAAAGUCUAUUCCCCUUGUUUCUGAAUUGGUGCUCAAGACUAUGGCUGCCACAAAACGAAAUGCCGGACUCACAUCAGCUGUUCCCCGGGCAACGCUUAAUGAUGAAGAGCUGAAAAUGCACGUGUACAAAAAAGCACUUCAGGCUCUGAUCUAUCCCAUAUCAUCUACAACACCGCACAACUUUUUACUAUGGACGGCCACGUCACCAACAUAUUGCUACGAGUGUGAAGGCCUUCUUUGGGGAAUAGCACGUCAGGGAGUGCGAUGCACAGAAUGUGGUGUGAAGUGCCAUGAGAAAUGUAAAGACCUGUUAAAUGCCGACUGUCUUCAGCGUGCUGCCGAGAAGAGUUCAAAACACGGUGCCGAAGAUAAAGCCAAUUCCAUUAUUACCGCUAUGAAAGAGCGCAUGAAGCAACGCGAGCGAGAAAAGCCCGAAAUUUUUGAGUUGAUUAGAGCCGUAUUCAGCGUUGAGGAAAAGAGUCACACCGGUCAUAUGAAGGCUGUAAAACAGAGCGUCCUGGAUGGCACAAGCAAAUGGUCGGCCAAAAUAGCAAUCACAGUGAUUUGUGCUCAAGGCCUGAUAGCGAAGGAUAAAAGCGGUACCAGUGAUCCAUAUGUGACGGUGCAGGUUAGCAAGGUGAAAAAACGAACGCGAACAAUGCCGCAGGAACUUAACCCUGUGUGGAACGAGAAGUUUCACUUCGAGUGCCAUAAUUCCUCUGACCGCAUAAAAGUUCGCGUUUGGGAUGAAGACAAUGACCUUAAAUCGAAACUUCGUCAAAAAUUGACUCGAGAAUCAGACGAUUUUUUGGGACAAACCAUAAUUGAAGUUCGUACGCUCUCCGGGGAAAUGGAUGUUUGGUAUAAUUUAGAAAAACGAACGGAUAAGUCAGCAGUUUCAGGUGCAAUUAGACUUCACAUAUCCGUUGAAAUAAAGGGUGAAGAAAAGGUUGCUCCAUACCAUGUCCAAUAUACAUGUCUGCACGAGAACCUGUUUCAUUAUCUGUGUGAAGAAAAUAGCGGAAUGGUUAAAUUGCCAACGCAAAAGGGUGACGAUGCAUGGAAACUCUAUUUCGAUGAGAUCCCCGAGGAAAUUGUCGAUGAGUUUUCAAUGCGCUACGGUAUCGAAAAUAUCUAUCAAGGAAUGACGCAUUUUCAUUGCCUUUCUGCGAAGUAUCUUUGCCCUGGUGUACCCGCCGUGAUGAGCACACUGUUGGCCAACAUCAAUGCGUAUUACGCUCAUACCACAGCUUCUUCUGCUGUCUCUGCUAGUGAUCGGUUUGCAGCUAGCAAUUUUGGGAAAGAGAAAUUUGUCAAAUUGUUGGACCAACUACAUAAUUCUCUCAGAAUUGACCUGUCGAUGUAUAGAAAUAACUUUCCUGCCUCGAGUCCUGAAAAGUUAAUGGACCUUAAGUCUACUGUCGAUCUACUGACCAGCAUAACAUUUUUCCGCAUGAAGGUACAAGAGUUGUCCAGCCCACCGAGAGCGAGUACUGUUGUUAAAGAUUGUGUGAAGGCUUGUCUAAGAUCCACGUAUCAAUUCCUGUUUGAAAACUGCUACGAACUUUACAACAGAGAGUUCCAGGUGGAUCCAAACGAAGCAAAGCGUGCUCCAGACGACCAUGAGCCAAAACUGGACAGCGUAGACUUCUGGCACAAGCUAAUUGCACUUAUUGUAUCGGUCAUCGAUGAGGACAAAAACAGCUAUGGCACUGUGCUAAAUCAAUUUCCCCAGGAACUUAAUAUUGGACAGCUGUCUGCAUCGUCAAUGUGGCAUCUUUUUGCUGUGGACAUGAAGUACGCAUUGGAGGAGCACGAACAACAUCGUCUCUGCAAGUCUUCGGCGUACAUGAAUCUCCAUUUUCGCGUUAAAUGGCUGUAUAGCAACUAUGUCAAGGAGGUUCCGCCCUACAAAGGAGCCGUACCUGACUAUCCAGCAUGGUUCGAGCCUUUUGUGAUGCAGUGGUUAAAUGAGAACGAUGAUGUUUCAUUGGAAUACCUUCACGGGGCGUUCAAUCGGGAUAAAAAGGACGGGUUUACGAAGAGCAGCGAGCACGCUUUGUUUUCAAAUUCGGUAGUCGACGUUUUCACGCAAUUGACGCAAUGUUUCGAUGUUGUUAGCAAGCUCGAGUGUCCUGAUCCAGAAAUUUGGAAACGUUACAUGAGGCGUUUUGCUAAAACAAUCGUAAAAGUGCUAAUAGCCUAUGCAGAUAUUGUGAAAAUUGAGUUUCCAGAGCAUAUGAGGGAUGAAAGAAUUGCCUGCAUACUUAUGAACAACAUACAGCAAUUAAGAGUACAGUUGGAGAAAAUGUUUGAGUCUAUGGGUGGGGAUAAGCUGGAAGAGGACGCAGCCAAUAUACUAAAAGAGCUUCAACAGAAUCUUAAUUCUGCACUGGACGAUUUGGCCUCACAGUUUGCCAUUAGUUUGGAGCCUCGAAUAACUCAGUCGGUGCGUGAACUAGGUGACAUGCUGCUGUCUAUUAAAGGAGGCUGUGGAAAUCUGACAGCUGGUAACCAAGCCGCACAGCGUAACGCUGUCGCCGUUGAGGCCGAUGACGUUUUGAGGCCGCUUAUGGACUUGCUUGAUGGUUCAUUGACACUUUAUGCGCAGUCUUGUGAAAAGACGGUACUAAAACGACUUUUAAAAGAACUCUGGAAAAUCGUAAUGCGAAUAUUGGAAAAAACUAUUGUUUUGCCACCAAUGACUGAUAAAACUAUGAUGUUUAAGCAUCUUACUGACAAUGCAAAAAACCUUGCAUCCAACGCAAAAAUAGAAGAUAUGGGUCGUUUGUUUAAGUCUCAUAUGGCUGGAAAACAGGAUGUUAAAAGUGCGCUUAGCGGUGUCAUGGACAUAUCAAAGGAAGUGGAAAAAAAUUUAUCGCCUAAACAAUGUGCUGUACUCGAUGUUGCCUUAGAUACUAUAAAACAAUAUUUCCACGCCGGUGGCAAUGGACUGAAAAAGACGUUUCUUGAGAAAUCUUCAGAGCUUCAAAGUCUACGAUACGCACUCAGUUUGUAUACGCAAAUGACCGACACACUUAUCAAAACCUUUAUAUCUAGUCAAGUUCACGAAGUUGAUCCUGAAAAUGCAGAGGAAAGUGUCGGCGAAAUUUCAGUACAAAUAGACUUAUUUUCCCACCCAGGCACAGGUGAACACAAGGUGAAUGUGAAAGUGGUGGCUGCUAAUGAUCUGAAAUGGCAAAUACCAUCUGGAAUGUUCCGACCAUUUGUUGAGAUCAACUUGAUUGGGCCGCAUCUACAGGAAAAGAAGAGGAAGUUUGCAACCAAGUCAAAGUCAAAUAACUGGUCGCCUAAAUACAAUGAAUCAUUUAGCUUCGCUAUUGGUAAUGAGGAACAGCUGGACUUUUUCGAGUUGCAUAUUUGCGUUAAGGACUAUUGUUUUGCCCGUGAUGAUCGACUUGUCGGCGUGGCAGUUAUCCCGCUCAAAGACAUAUCGGAAAAGGGAUCUGUCGCCUGUUGGUUACCUUUGCAGAGACGCAUAGAAAUGGACGAGACGGGUUGGACAAUUUUACGGAUUCUAUCACAACGUAAUAAUGAUGAAGUCGCCAAGGAAUUUGUUAAGCUGAAAUCAGAAAUACGUCAGGAACCAACAGUGGGUACUUAAGUAUCCAGACUGGCUAAGAAUCAACUCUACACAUAUAAAUACAAACAUAUAUACAUACAUCUCUAUAAAUGAACCUUAUAAUAAUAAUUUCCUUAGUUUAAAGAAGUCCAUAUAAUUUCGUAAAACUACAGAAAUACAGAACAUAAUAAUACCUGCAUACCUAUCAAUCGCAAAUAUAACCCAUCAUAUACAAGAAAAUACAUUACAAAUAUAAAUAUUUCUCUAAAUGAUAUGAUAUUAUAAGUGAUCGUUAUUGAAUUAUCUAUCGAAUUCACAAAAAUUACAUACAACAAAUGGAAAUAGUACGAGCGUACAAGAACAGUUCAACUGCAUUUUAUUUACUCUGUGGCAUACAAAAUGUACUUAACAUUUCUGCAGACCGAAAUUAUGUUUUAAACCUAAAAAACCAGCAUACACUACAUACAUACAUUCACGUACAUUAUAUGUAUAUAUAUACCUAUGAGACUCCACAACGCCACUCACUGUCGUUCCCCUAACCUCAGAAACCAACAUCACUCAAAUAUUUAAAUUAGACUUUGUUAUCAGAUGACAUAAUUUAUGUUAUGUUAGAAUAAAAGAAAGAAGAGAAAAGAAAUAUAAAAAAAAAUUACACUUUGCAGCCAAUGCUGAUUCAAUUCGAUGGCCAAAUACAUACAUACAUGUAUGUUUUGAUAUAAAAAUGUUGUUUGAGAGUUGUUGAGGGGUGUAGAGCGAAACUGAGCAGGGGACGGAGCCCACUACCCUAUACAUAUAUAUAACAUAUAUAUUUAUGACAAUGCGGCAAAUCUGCUGAUAUAAAUACAUAUGUGUUAACAACUGUUAAUGGCUUCAUAAUCAUCUGUACAUUUGAAUUACACUCACACGCACAUUCCUAUUUAUGUAAAUAAGUACCUGUAUAAAUAUAAAUUGGUAAUUCUGAAAUAUUUGUUAAAGAUACUUCACAUGCACAAAAAGUCCAUGUGAAUCAUUAUUUUUUUCUAUUGUAAUAAAAGAGGUAUUAACGAAAGCAUUGCAAUAAAUAUCUAACUUGCCUAAUUUCAA
Drosophila pseudoobscura is the source of this 10908-nucleotide messenger RNA. RefSeq names its product unc-13 (gene unc-13). Gene Ontology annotation, biological process: synaptic transmission, glutamatergic; synaptic vesicle maturation; synaptic vesicle priming. The record is from RefSeq and is a predicted model, not a curated record. Gene Ontology annotation, cellular component: presynaptic membrane; presynaptic active zone cytoplasmic component; plasma membrane. Bases 61 to 9867 code for a protein of 3268 amino acids. Gene Ontology annotation, molecular function: calmodulin binding; syntaxin-1 binding; phospholipid binding. NCBI's taxonomy places the organism in Eukaryota, Metazoa, Arthropoda, Insecta, Diptera, Drosophilidae. The transcript is spliced from 24 exons.